Messenger RNA from Spirometra erinaceieuropaei, 4682 nucleotides. NCBI's taxonomy places the organism in Eukaryota, Metazoa, Platyhelminthes, Cestoda, Diphyllobothriidea, Diphyllobothriidae. The record is from the annotation of a GenBank genome assembly.
AUGCUGGACGGUGUUUUGCAAUUAGAGAUUGACAUUGAUGCUGCUCCAAUUUCAGUUUACACACGCUUCCGUUCCGCACCCACCCCGACGUCUUCUGUGUCUAUUUCCAUGGGCGAGGCCUCGACGACGGAAGCAGGAACCUCAGAAAUUCACCGCGCUGCAGGUAUUCUUUCUCAUCCCGUCCCAUCUGACUCAUUUAAUUUGGGUAUUCAGGAAAUUCAAGUGGGUAAUAUGGGUGGAUUGUUAUUAGGACGUGAGUUUCGACUCUGAAUGUAGAAUAGAUGCGCUAUCUCAUGAAAUACUUGCCAAACUUCUGAAAUUAGCUGCGCAAUGCAAGGUAGCCGAAGACGACGCUAUACCCGGUGAUAUCUACAAGACUUUUAUUGACACUCUGGCGUCCUGUCUAUGUGAUGUGUUUGAACGGGAGUGGAGAAAUGAGGUUGCUCCUUAUGACUGGGACUCAGGCAUGCUUAUGCAUAUCCUCAAGAAGAGAACGAAGGCAGGAUGCGAGAACUACCGCAGCAUAAGCCUCAUCGAUGUUGCUGCGAGGCUCCUCGUUAUUGUCCCUCUUGGGCGACUACAGGCUGUGCGUGAUUCCAGCAGAAUGUCCAAGCAAGCAGAAUUUCCUGCUGGACGAGGAUGUACGGACCAGAUGUUCACACUGAUGCGCAUUCCACAAUUCCGUCAUAACUACCAGCAACCGAGGGUUGUGUGAGUUACUGACUUUGUCGCCGCGUUCGAGUCCGUCCAUCAUGCGUCCCUGUGGUGGAUAAUGGUAGUAGGUGGUGUACUGCCAAAUAUCAUCGGCAUGAUCAAAGCCUUUUAUCACUCAAGUAAUACGCCUAUUCUGGCUCGCAGCAGUCUUUCCCUGCCGCUCGGUAUUCGGUAUGGCGUUCGACAGGGUUGUCUUCUGUCGCCAAUUCUGUUCAACUACGCCACUGACUGGAUUUUCAUGAGAGCCCUACACUAAGGCGAAGUUGUUGAGUUGACACCCGGGCACUGACUGACUGAUCUUGACUAUGCCGAGGAUAUUGCCUUACUGGGUGCAAAUGUUGGUGAUCUGAAGUCUAUGGUGUCAUGGGUGAACGAGUUUGCAAAAUCGGGUCGUUUAUGCAUAAACGCCGGGUAAAUAGAGUAAUCAAGCUGCAUCCCUGUCCAGGAGAAGGAACCUCUGGGGAUUCCUGGCUGUGAAUUUGAAGAAGAAGAAGAAGAUGACAAUCUUAAAUACCUCGACGCGAGUUUUCUGCCGAAUGAACAGAGGAAGUGCGACAUUGUAUUCGAAAUUGAUUCUGCCCACCGGAUUUUCUCAAGCCUUAGAAAAUGCAUAUGGAUUUGAUGCUACUCUGACUGACCGAUCUCUUUAAAUAUUGGCCUAAAUUCUGAAAUGUCUUUUCGUUUAGGAGGUAUUACUUAUGUGCGGUUGUAAUACUUAUUAUCUUGCGGCAUAAGUCUAUAAUAUUUGGGACUCUGCAGGAUGCCAGCUUUUGAAUGCAAUGACUUCCAAUCUCCCCUGGAAUCCGUACUCGGUAAAAAAUGAUUAUUAAUGUAGCAUAUAUUUUUAGCAUUGAUUUUUGAUGGCCUUGCAAAUUAGAGUAUAGUUUAUAGAGAACAUGAACAAAAUAUGCCUUCUUUAAGUCAUUUGAGAGAGAAUCAAUUCACUCUUAUAUUUUAUACUCGAAGAGGGAAUAUAAUAAGGUUUUAAAACAUUUUCUAAUUAUUAGAUUUUUAGGAGCGUGCCAUGUGCAUUCCUACAACAUCCUACCUGUCUGUUUACCACUGCUCCUCAUGAAAUGCACAUCGUCCGCAUCCAUUGCAAAACUUUAUGGAUCGUAUGUUAUUUUCUUUACGGGGAACACAUGCACCUUGUAGACUGAAAUCACUAAGCGCUAAUGCAACGGCUAAUCAGGCUCCAAAUUAUUCGGGAUUAGAAAACAUUGAUUAAAGCCUAAUUAGACUUCUUUUUCGAGUAUAAAAUAUAACGACGAUGUGAUUGUCUAUCACCUGAUUGAAAGACAGCAUAUUUUUGCUCGUGGUUUUUAUAAAGUAUAUUGGAUUUUGCAUGAUCGCCGAAAAUCAAUGGGAAAAGCGCAUGCUCCUUAAGCAAUCAUUUCUUGCCAAGUUCGGUUACUACAGAAAACUAAAAAACAGUGUAUUCAAAAGCUGACAUCCCGCCGAGUCCAAAAUGUUAUAGGAUGAUGCCGCGAGAUAAUGAGUAUUACAAAAGUGGCUAAGUAAUCCUUCUCAAUCAAAAACACAUUUCAGAAUUUUGGCCAACAUUUCAUGAGAUCGGCCACGCAAUCUAUAUCUCCAUCGCCACUAAUAUUCGCGCAAACCACGCAUGUAUCCAGCCUGUCCUUCUGGUUCUUUCUUAAGCGACUGCGAAUAUCACAACAGCUAUAGUGUAUUUCAGAAAUUGAUAAUCCCUAGUGAGUGAAGGAUAGACCACACAUGCUGGCCCGUGUUUUGCAUAUAGAGUCCGACAUCGAGGCUGCUCUAAUGUCGUUUCCAACAGGUCUCAGUACUACACUCAGCCCAACGCCUACCAUGUCUAUUUCCCUGUGUGAGGCCUCUAACACUUAAACAGGUGCAUCAGCUAUUCGUACAUCUGAAGGUAUUCUUCCUCUUUGCUUCCCAUCUGACGCAUUUCAGUCGAAAAUGGAAGAGAUUCAAGUGGGUGUUUUGCGUAGAUUCUAAUUAGCACGUGGUUUCCGAGUCUGAAUGUGCGGUAGAUAUGUUACCUCACGAAUUACCUGCUUGUGUAUGGUAUCGGUGUUCGCAGACGACACACGUAACAUGUAGGUGGUCUGUUUUUUGUUCUAGAGAACCAAGUGUCGAUAAGUUUUGGCGUAUGGACUUGGAGAUACUAUUUUUAAAAUAUGAAUGCAGAAGAUGGUUGUGUGCACAUGCGUAAGUUUCCAUGCAUACCAAGUGCAGUUGUUACAUCUCUAGUCUACUGUAAUUAGGGUUUACAUUCUUGGCAAAUGGUUGAGAGAUUGGACGCGGUUACAUGCUGGAUAUACACAGGGAUGCACCCGUUUUACCGUUGUAUGUCGAACUUAGUCAGCGUACGGAAGUUGAGAAGUCAACUGUUUGUCACAGCAACUUGAGAGGAGGCUAGUUGUCUUCAGUACAGACGUUCCGAUGUCGAGACAUUUUUUCCACAAAAAGCUUCUCACAUUGUGCAAAUGAAUUCCGACCGAUAGCGGAGUGUGAGACGGUUUGUACAUACGUUCUGAAGAGGACAAUAGUCGAUGAACUGGACCACAAAGUAAUUGAUUUCUCCGGUCACAGUGAGAGUGGGCCAACUGGCCUUAUGUUGAGACUGGCCAUUGCUUGAACAAUGUUUUAAAGAGGAUUUUCAAAAUUGUGUUCAAGAAUGAGUCGCAGCAUGAUUGAGGGUGUCUGCAAAAAGCCAGAGCAAUCUGCCACCUGCGCGGAAUUCUUCUUGUCUAUUAUUUUAUUUUUUGUGGCCAGCGAAUGCAACAACGGUGGGGCAACGUGAGCCCCCCCCCGCCAUCACUGAAUUCGUCAUCACCGAUAGGCACUUACGGGUUAGUUCAACGACAAUUAGUCAUAUUCUCCCUGUUGAGUAUUCAUCUCAAUGAAAACGCAGGGGUGGAGAAGAACGCGGUCCUUGAAGUGGAAUCCACGUCUGCAUCCUCGGUGCAUCUACACUUGUGUCGUUCUUCGGCAACGGAGGCGUCGAACUUAGAUGUUCAUGGCUUUGCAGGUACUACCUAUCUUUCAUCCUCAAUGGACUCUUUUAAGACAGGAAUUUAAGGGGUUUUGUUUACUGUAGGCAGUCGGUUAUCUAAGGCCUGAGGCCUCGUUCGAGUGAAAAUACUUGUUAAAUAAAUGGUAGACUGUGUGAGAUGUAGUUAUGUGACCCCGCCAUGUGGACAUAUUACUGUUGGUGUUGGGGCUAGGGGUUAGGGUUGGGCGUUAUUGAUUAGGGGCCUUAACGUUGAAGGUGCGUACCCCAUCCUCACCUGUAAAAACCCCUAUUACUACCGGUCCCAUAUUACAGGUGGCUGAGGUUUGUUUACUUCUGUUGGGGCAACAUAACCACAUCGGACCCUCCAGUGUGUGGGAUACACAAAACUAACUGCUCAUGCCGACCAGAUGCGUCAGCUGCAAUAGCGCUGGAAACUAUGAGUAGCAUUAACACAGUCCACUGAAAGGCCGCGUAUCCAAUGUAUCCCAGCAUAAACACACAUCUCGACUGGAGGUUUAAUUGUCCUAAAUUCGAACGCUGCUCCGCAAUCUUUAAGACGAAAAUCAUUUAAAAUUCGUCAUUUACUCAUUAAAAACUGAUCACAGUGCUUGGAUUCGCAUGUAGCAGAAAGUGCAGAAAAUCUAAAUGCAUCUCCUACCCCCUUCCAGGUGCAGACAAGUGCGCAGUACAUACCUUCGAAGUUAUCCAUUUCGUUCCAGCCAACCGUUUGAGUAUCACCAAAGAUCGAAACUACGAAAAUGUUACGCGACUUUCGUCAAUCACGCCCGCCAUUGAGGGACGGGAUUUGGUUAAUGAGCAAAUCGGUAAGGCCUACAAUUUCAUCAAGGAUACAGCGCUUUACUUGUUACGUCUACCGUUGUCUCAUGAUGAUACUGGCCAUUGCUUGGACAAUGUUUUGAAGAGGAUUUUCAAAAUUGUGUUCAAGAAUGAGUCGCAGCAUGAUUGA